Messenger RNA from Micromonas pusilla CCMP1545, 540 nucleotides. RefSeq lists its product as uncharacterized. NCBI's taxonomy places the organism in Eukaryota, Viridiplantae, Chlorophyta, Mamiellophyceae, Mamiellales, Mamiellaceae. The transcript has a single exon. The coding region runs from base 1 to 540 and encodes 179 amino acids. The record is from RefSeq and is a predicted model, not a curated record.
AUGGCGUCGGCGUCGACGACGGCGACGCGCGCGGGACCGAGCCUUCCCCAGCGCGUCCUCGCGCGCCGUCUCAGUUUGAACGCGCUCGCGUCGCACGCCGCGCGGCGCGUCGCCGGCUCGCGCGCGUCGUCGUCGUCGUCGUCGUCGUCGUCGUCGUCCGCGGCGUCGGCGUGCGCGGUUUCGUCUCAUCUCGUCGCGCGACGCGCCGGCGCAGCGCUCGCACUCGCGUCCGCGGCCGCGGUACCGCGCGGCGGCGACCUCGUCCGCACUGAUCCACUCCGCGGCCGCGGUUUUGACGCGCCGCGUCACGUCGCGCGCGCGGCGGGCGGCCAGGGCGGCUACCUCCUCGGCGGUCGCAAAUCGAAAGAUCGAUACUCGGACGCCGCCGCGCGAGUGCCGCCGUCUCCAGAGGAGUCUCUCGACGACGAGGAGAACGCGCGCGUGAGGCGCGCGCGGUUCGAAGAGGAAGAGCGCCAGAGGUACAAGAACCUCCCCGUGAAGAUGAAGAUUCGAUAUGCGCUGAGGCGGCUCGAUAGGUGA